This is a messenger RNA of Cyclopterus lumpus (lumpfish), 1278 nucleotides long. RefSeq names its product CDGSH iron-sulfur domain-containing protein 3, mitochondrial-like. Gene Ontology annotation, molecular function: 2 iron, 2 sulfur cluster binding. NCBI's taxonomy places the organism in Eukaryota, Metazoa, Chordata, Actinopteri, Perciformes, Cyclopteridae. The record is from RefSeq and is a predicted model, not a curated record. The transcript is spliced from 3 exons. The coding region runs from base 274 to 657 and encodes 127 amino acids. Gene Ontology annotation, cellular component: intracellular membrane-bounded organelle.
UAGAAACAUAUACUCAUAUGUUACAGCAGCGGAAGUUCAGCAGGUAAUUAUUUUCUUCUUGACCAGCGGGUUUUACCUUUUCAAAUGUAACCAAUUAAAGGGCCUGAGGGGGGAGAGGGGUGAGGUAGGAAGUAAGGAGUGGCUUCAGCACGCGAGUGGAAGCCAUGUUGUAACCUCCUGAAGGCCGCCAAGUUUUGUGAAGCAGCUUUUUAUGAAAUCCUGUGAUUUUCAGAGCACUGGAGUACAUUUCGAUUUGUUUCACGUGAAGUUGAAAUGAACACGACCAGCUUUAUAGUCGCAGUCCGGAGAGGAUGCAUGCAGACCUGCAGACGACCCGUUUCCUCGUCGAUGGUUCAGUGCUGCCUGCAGUCGACACAGCCUGUCGCUGCAGCCCGGCUGCCCUACAGGGUGAAGGUUUCUGCUGGAAAACGCUACGCCUGGUGUGCUUGUGGACACAGCAAGAAACAGCCUUUUUGUGACGGAUCUCACAAGUCAAAAGCUCCAAGCAUCCCUCCUCUACGCUUCACCCCUGACAAAGACAGGACGGUCAUGCUGUGUGCCUGUAAGCAAACCAAAGGCGCACCGUACUGUGAUGGCUCACACUUCAAGGUCAUCUUCCAGGAUUUAAUGAAGUCGAUAAAAGGUGUCUUUAAAUGAAGUCAAGUAAAUGUAAGAGAAGGUGAAAUUGUGUUGUCUUCAACUGAUAUUUUGUCUAUAGAUAUUACAUUGUUUUUUUAAUAUGAUAUGAGCACAAUGUUGUAUACCCAUUUAAACAUGCCUGGAAAAAUAACAAAUGUGUUGUGUCGAUGACAUUCAUAACGUGGUGUGCAAAGAUGUGGGCACCCUAAGAAAAAUGUUUUUUUAAAUGAUUAUUUAAGUAAGUGUCCAGCUGCAGCGGCUGUUCGGUCUGGAAACCAUGAGUUUCUCUGUCCAAGGACGUCAGAAUAAAGAUAGUUCACUUCCACCAACAAGUAGAAGGCUACAACUGUCUGAAACAUUAUCAGACAACUGGAACAGUUGAAGUCAGAGCAAGAUGUGGAAGACCAACAAAGAUAUGUCAGAACAACAAAGACCUGCACAGAGCCGGUAGAGACAUCUGCAUAGAUUAAAAUGAGACUGUAUUCGUUAUGCCAAUUAUGGGUUGUGUUCAUUCAAGGUUGCGAUGUUAAUUUCAUGUCAUUGUUCAUAAAAAGAAAACAGACAAAUGAUAUGGUGGCAAACUGAUGUCCCUAUCUCUAAUCAAGCGGCAGACAGGUGAACAGGCUAUUGCUCGCUAUC